ACAAAUCGACAGCAUGUAUGCAGUGUUUAUACAUGUCUUCAGAAAUUCUUACUUCAAUCUUUAAGGAAUGAUGUGAAAUGGGGAUAUCAUUACUUAGGAGGGGAGGACCUUAAAGUUAGGACAACUAGACAGAAUAUGGCAACAACGCGAUCCAUCAGACAGGAUUUCUCGUCAGAUCGUGUUCUUACCCUGUUUUGAAGUUAAAUUUGCAUUGAGAAAAUUAUAUCAGAUAUGAACUACGUAAUUAAGGGAGAUGGAUUUUCGCCCCAACUGCCGAUGUUAUCCCUUCCGCUUCAAAGAAUGCUUCUUUUUGACCAGCGUCGUCUUCUUGCUCUGGUACUGCGUUGGGAUUUUGCUGAACCACAAGCCAAUUGAUGAUCCAUUGAGACAAACUGCAAAGAGGACCAGCGAAAUUAAAGAUGUUCGCAAUAAAAAGACAAACCGUCAACAAAAAGAACAUGUAUCUUCAUUGAAUAAAACAUGGCUCCCUUGGAAGAAGAUUGGCAGCCAAGGAGUUUACCGCGCAUGCGUGAAGAGACCGGAACCGGAAGCAAUGAGAGAGGUCAUUACAGGGGAGCUUAUCCUGCAAGACAUAGCCAGCAAACUCACAAUUGAGGCAUGCGUUGAGGCUUGUAUUCAGUUGGUGUUUACGUACGCAUCACUGAGUCGUGGUCGUGAAUGCUACUGCACAGACCUUUCAUCAAAAUCACAGUUCUUGUCGUACGAAGACAGCGCCCUCUGCGACGUGAAAUGUACAGGGGACAUGUAUCACAACUGCGGAGGGGAUAACUAUAUGUCCGUUUAUAGGACGUCCGUACCAGAUGCUAGAUGUUCCGCCAUUAAACUGGGCACCCCCGGUUCGCUCCCGCUCAUUGCAUUGGCUUCGUACCCCCGGUCAGGCAAUACAUGGACGCGACAUCUCAUCCAGAAAGCAACAGGAACAUACACAGGGAGUGUUUAUUGGGAGGGUGAAAGGGAACUGGAAGUUGCAAAGAAAGAGUUCUUGGGAGGAAUCGUAGACUACAAAAACAAGGACACAAUCUGCGUCAAGACCCAUAAGUUUGACAGGGACAAGUUUGCGGGUGCCAUCAUGCUUAUUCGGAAUCCUUACCGAUCGAUCGUUUCCGAAGUUUUCCGAAGACAAAUGUUCGUCUCAGGAGCCACGCGUGAGCAAGUUGUCAAAUAUUUCACAUCAAAAGAGUGGAAAAGAUAUGUUGAUGAAGAAAUCAAGAACUGGAAAUUAAUGAAUCUGCACUGGAUACAGAGUCGGAAACCAUUUCUUCCGAUCUUUUACGAAGAUCUCGAAGCCGAGACCGUCCGAAAGUUGACGGAGAUGGUCGAGUUUCUCAAUCGACCGGUGGAACUCGAACGGAUCGUCUGCGCAACUCAAGAUCGCCCAUCCUCCUUGGCAACAAGCCCCUCCCUUGGUAAAGACGGCAGGAAGAUGCGCGUUUAUCUCACCGAGGACCCUUUCACAUCUGAAAUGCAUCAGAAAAUUGAUCAAAGUAUACAACUCGUCAACAGAACUCUUUUUAAAUUCCACAGGAAAGUUUUACCCACGGAAUACCUGAAGAAAACCGAUAUAUUCUAAAAGCUAUCAGGGUUAUGUUGUUUUCAAAUUAAGUCUGCAUGAUUUGACCUUCGAGUCAGAGGAAUCUUUCAGACCUUGGGGUGUUUCUGAAAGAACGAUGCCAGGUUUUGUUUAAAUUCUGGUUUAAAGUUGUGAUUUAACUAUGGAUAGCCAAUAGUGGCAUAAAUAUCUUACAGUGGAAUUUCAAUGUAUCAGCUUAUUUCUCUCUCAAAUCAUUCUUUUUUCGUAAGGAUAAAAAAGAUAGCUUUUUCCAUCAAUCACGAAUUAGGAAAGAGCACAGUAAACAUAAGAAACAUACAAUGCAUACAAAUUUUGACAUUUUCUGCUUUCCAUAAUCAUUUUAGCACAGAGUUGGACCAUGGCCACGGUAUCUAACCCGUGCGCCCUCUGAGCAUGAUAAUAGAAACGGACAAGCAGAAAUUGUCUGGAUGGAAGACAAUAACAUUCCCGCUCACUCACGUAUAACGAAUUCAAAAUUUUAUGAAAUAUUCAUAAUAAGAUCAACAUUUUGAUGGUAUAUCUUGACCCGGGAGCUUAAUGAGAGUCCUCAUUUUGAUAGAAUCAGCGCCACCUAGCGGCCUCAUUCUGCCAUUGUUAAAUGGAUGCUCCAGUCUGAAGAUAUUUAUAUCUCAAUAAACAUAGUAAAAAUCACAGAGCAAAAUGUUGAAAAUUUUAUCAAAAUCGGAUAACAAAUAACGAGGUUAAUUUUAAAGAAUUGCAUCAUUCCAGUGAAACAGUUCUAGGCAUGUCUUCAUGAAUAUUCAUUAGCUAGGCUGAUUAUGUCAUAUCACCAGUUGUUCUUUUUUAUUAUUUAAAAUUAGGUUUAUCAUAAAAUUUCUACCAAGAACUAAAAUAAUUGGAUUGACAACUGAUUAAGUGCGUUAGUUAUUUAUUGCUGCAACUUAUUUCAUCAUAAUGGAGACACAUCAUUUACACAUUUCUGAAAAAAUGAAGCAAUUAUGAUGUCAUGUAAUAACAUAAGAAAAAGGAAAGUGGGGAUGUGACAUCAUCAGCCCACCUAAUGAAUAUUCAUGAAGACAUGCCUAAAACUGUUUCACCGGAAUAAUGCAAAUGUUUAAAAUUCGAUAACUUCGUUAUUUGUUAUCCGAUUUUGAUCAACUUUUCAGCAUUUUACUUUUCUUUUUUUUUUGAGGGGGGAGGGCGCUUUGUCUAGUCACACUAACAAACCUGACUCCAGACUGAUCUAAGCUAUUACGUUAUUUGGUCGGCUUGGAGUCGGUUUCGGUUACAGUCACACCAACGAAACCGACUCCAGACCGAUCAAAGCUAUUACGUUAUUACCAAUGACAUACCAUUGGUCGGUUUGGAGUCGGUUUCGGUUACAGUCACACCAACGAAACCGACUCCAGACCGAUCAAAUACCUUAUUUCAAAUGGCAUAACAUCGGAUUGGAGUCGGUUUCGGUUACAGUAACACCAAUGAAACCGACUCCAGACCGAUCAUAUCUAUUACGCUAUUACUAGUGACAUACCAUCGGUCGGUUUGGAGUCGGUUUCGGUUACAGUCACACCAACGAAACCGACUCCAGACCGAUCAUAUAUAUUACGUUAUUACCAAUGACAUACCAUCGGUCGGUUUUGAGUCGGUUUCGGUUACAGUCACACCAACGAAACCGACUCCAGACCGAUCCAAUACUUAGUACCUUAUUUCAAAUGGCAUGUCAUCGGUCGGUUUGGAGUCCGGUUUCAAUGGUGUAAAGAAUACGGGUCUUCCUGGAGCGAUUGAUGGGCCCUCCACCCCCCCCCCCCCGGAAAUCAGAGAUUCAAAUUUUCAACCCAGUUAUCCAUUAGUCUGCUAUGGAGACUCUGACUGGCUCGUGAGGUGGGAUCCAGCGCGCUGCUGGUUUGCGAAGCAAAAAAAGGGCGAGCGAAGCGAACCAUCCACAUCUGCAGCCACAGUAGACCUAGUCUGCAUAACUCAUUUAAUCAGCUAUGGUACACACACUGGGUCUACAUAUUUAUAGACUAGUUAUCCAUUAUGAAUGGCUGAGACUAGUUCCAUUUGAGAGCAACAUUACCAGUAUACGAUUUUGAAGGGGUCAUUAGUCACGUUAGUAACUACUGUUGCAUCAACAAAGUUUGGCGAAAGUCACCUGCCCCCAAAACUCUUCAUUCUGUGAAAGAUGUCCCAUAAAUAAUCAGUGAAUAAAGAUUUUGUUUUUAGUUCUUAAGUGAAGAACCUGUAGACAAUGCCUGAUCACAGGGGACCAAGGGGGCCUGUGCUGGAGCCCCUAAUUAAUUUUAACUUUUUUGGGGGGAGGUGGCAAUUGCUGCCAUGACGGUGUCCUUUUACUAUUUAGAUCGAAAGAAAAAUUGUGUUUGCCACUGCCCCAUGUAAUUUUUUUUUCUCAUGAAAAAUGCAAAGAUAUAUAAAAUGAAGAGAUAUAUAAAAUGUUUAAACCAUGAAAUACAUGAAUAAAAUGAAUAUCUGAAUCAA
Molecule: messenger RNA, 4048 nt
Organism: Lytechinus pictus (painted urchin)
Lineage: Eukaryota; Metazoa; Echinodermata; Echinoidea; Temnopleuroida; Toxopneustidae
Product: sialate:O-sulfotransferase 2-like
Exons: 7
Coding region: 254-1591 (445 amino acids)
Molecular function (GO): sulfotransferase activity
Source: RefSeq, a predicted model, not a curated record